CUGAUGGAUUUUACCCGGAUACCGAGGAUCAUCUUACACCGGAUAGAUCUCCCACAGUGCUGGGUGUGUAAAGAGGAGGAGGUUCUGAUUGAAUUCACAGAUUGUUCCAAGGAGGAGAACUCCAUUUUAGAACAAGAGGAACCAGAAGCUCUGAAGAUAAAACAAGAGCAAGAGUUCAAAGAGGAAGAGAAGCAACUCUGCAUCAGUCAGGAUGAAGAGCAGCUUGUGCUGAAACAGGAGACUGAUGACAUUUUGGUGAAUCCUCCUAAUGUGCAAAGAAUCCACAAUGAAACAGAACCACAGAGGAACCAACUCAUCUCUCAUGACUCUGCUGAGGAUGAGAACCAGGAUCAGGAAGGAAGCAAUUCUGGAGAUCCAGGAAAAAAGAGAGACAAAGAACAGAAACAAAAAGAGAGAUGUCAGAAAACCACAAAUUCUAAAAGUAAAACUGACAGUUCAAAGCAAAAAACACACAAGGAAACUCAACAACACCAAAAAUUAUAUUCUUGUAAAAUUUGUGAUAAAACCUUUUCUCAAAGCAGAUACCUGACAAAACACAUGAGAAUUCAUUCGGGUAAGAAGCCUUUCACAUGUUCAAUCUGUGGUAAAAGUUACAUUCAGAAGGUCAGUUUAAUUUAUCACAUGAGAAUUCACACAGGUGAAAAACCGUUUACAUGUUCAACCUGUGGAAAAAAUUUUCCUGAAAAAAGUACUUUGAAUGUUCACAUAAGGACCCACACAGGUGAGGAGAUGUUUUCAUGCAUUAAUUGUGGGAGAAAUUUCAGUAGGCAAUCAGCUUUAAACAAUCAUAUGAAAAUUCACACGGGCGAGAAACCUUACUCGUGUGUCACCUGUGAAAAAAGGUUCAUGAGUAGACCCAGAUUAAAUCUCCACAUGAUGAUUCACACUGGAGAGAAGCCUUUCUUAUGUGGCACCUGUGGAAAAGGUUUCCGAUUCAAAUCUAAGUUACUUUGUCACAUGAGAAUUCACACAGGUGAGAAGCCUUUCUCGUGUGUGACCUGUGGAAAAAGUUUCGCUGUGAAAGAUAAUUUAGAUCAACACAUUAGAUGUCACACAGGCGAGAGGCCUUUCUCAUGUGCUAUCUGUGGUAAAAGUUUUACUAACAGAUCUGGUAUAACUUGUCACAUCAGAACUCACACAGGUGAGAAGCCUUUCACAUGUGUGACCUGUGGAAAACGUUUUGCCCAAAGAACUGUUUUAACUUAUCACAUCAGAACUCACACAGGUGAGAAGCCUUUCUCUUGUGUGACUUGUGGAAAGAGCUACCCAUCCAAAUCUCAGUUAAAUUGUCAUAGGAGGAGUCACACGACUGAGAGGCGUUUCUCAUGUGGGAGCUGUGAAAAGAAAUUCUUCACUAAAAUAGUUUUAGCCACUCACAUGAGGACUCACAAAGGUGAAAAGCCUUUCUCAUGUGUGACCUGUGCAAAAAGCUACAGAGCCAAGUCUCAUUUAAAACGUCACAUGAUGAUUCACACAGGUGAGAAGCCUUUCCCAUGUGAGACGUGUAGAAAAAGUUUUCGAAGCAAAUUUGAGUUACUGAGUCACAUGAAGAUUCACACAGGUGAGAAGCCUUUCUUGUGUGAGACCUGUGGAAAAAGUUUCCCUGUAAAAGUUUGUUUAGAUCAACAUGUCAGAGGUCACACAGGUGAGAGGCCUUUCACGUGUAUUACCUGUGGAAAGAGUUACAUUGCAAGAAGCAGUUUAGUUUAUCACAUGAGGAUUCACACAGGUGAAAAGCCUUUCUCUUGUGUGACCUGUGGAAAAAGUUUUCGGUGCAAACCUCAGUUAACUAGUCAUAUGGUGGCUCACAUGAGUGAGAAACCUUUCUCAUGCACGAGUUGUGAAAAAAGUUUUUUAAAUAAAAUUAGUUUAACGUCUCACAUGAGGACUCACACAGGUGAAAACCCCUUUUCUUGUGUGAAUUGUGGAAAAAGCUAUCAAAGCAGAACUAAUUUAAAUCGUCACAUGAGAACUCAUACAGGUGAAAAACCUUUUUCUUGUCUGACUUGUGGAAAAAGCUUCCAUAGCAAAUUUAGUUUAAAUCGUCACAUGACGAUUCACAAGUGAGGAGCCUUUCUCAUAUGUGACCUGUGGAAAAAGUUUCACUCAUAAAAUGAAGCUUAACUGUUCAUAUAAGAACGGCAUAAUGUGAACUUUUCCAUGACAUUUUUUUUAUUUGAAGUGAGCUAUUAAUCCAGUGUUUUAAGAUUUUUUAUGUAUUUUUAAAAGUGAUAUUUGUAGUGUCUUAAAGGAAUAAUGCAUUUGAAUAUUUUUAGUUUUCCAUAAAUAUUUUUGGAGUCCUUGCGUGUUGAUCCUUUGUUGUAUUUAUACUUGUAGUUUCAUUAUUUUGGUUAGUGGUUAGCCGUUACUGUGUGAACUGGUAGAGUCUCAAAUGAAUUUUGCUUUGGGAAUAAUAUUUUCUGAAUUUUAAUUUAAAUAUGCAUUAUUAUACAUUGAAUGUAGACGUACAGUAUCUCAGCAAUCUAUGACAAAGACUACACUAAAAGCAUGAAGAUACGGUGUUAUACGUUGUGGAGCAAAAGUCUAAUAAACAGAAAAAAUAACAACCGUUAAA
Xiphophorus hellerii (green swordtail) is the source of this 2596-nucleotide messenger RNA. Its product is annotated as oocyte zinc finger protein XlCOF6-like. Lineage: Eukaryota; Metazoa; Chordata; Actinopteri; Cyprinodontiformes; Poeciliidae. Gene Ontology annotation, biological process: negative regulation of transcription by RNA polymerase II; regulation of immune system process; regulation of cytokine production. The record is from RefSeq and is a predicted model, not a curated record. Gene Ontology annotation, molecular function: RNA polymerase II cis-regulatory region sequence-specific DNA binding; DNA-binding transcription repressor activity, RNA polymerase II-specific. Bases 4 to 2088 code for a protein of 694 amino acids. Gene Ontology annotation, cellular component: nucleoplasm. The transcript has 2 exons.